AGUGAAAUAGAAUUUUAUAUAUAUAAAAGGGAUAACAUAUAUACUCCAAACAUAAGAAGCCUUCAAACCAACAAAACUACACAAGGCUAAAUUAAGAAACACUCUUCAUUUUUUUCCAAUUUAAAAUAUGCACACUGGAAGCCCAAAAUUAGUCCAAGCUCAAACAGAAGAUUCUGAAUUAUAUAAGAACUUGCUUGCAUUGUUGAGUCUUGAUAAGAAUAAGUUGCAAUAAAUAUCUCUCACUGCCGGUCCCAUCCAAAUGAGAAACAUACGACGUGUCAUGUAGUUGGUGUGGGUCAUCCCUAUCCAUCCGAUUACCAAAUUAAUCAAUAAAUAAAUAAACAACGUAGAAAGUUUGCUUUUCUAAGAGAGGCUAGUGCGAGUGCCAUAGUCAAUAAGCGGUGUUAGUAAUUUGGUAAAAUUAUAAAUUUGAUAUUUUUAUUUGUGUUAGAAUUAUAAAUUUGUUUAUUAUAUAAUUUAAUUCAUGAAGUUAGUUUCUCAUUUUUUUUAUCAUGUUAUUAUUUUAGUUUUUAAUUCUAAAAUUAGAUAUUAAUGGCCUAUCACAUUUUUUACUGAAUAUGUAUCCUCACGUGUUAUAUUUUUAUUAAAUAUUAAUUUCGUGAAGCGUGACAGGUCAAGAAAACAUUAACUAUUAGCGUUUAAUUUCAAAAUUAAAGACUCAACUAAGGAGUUCAAUUUCAGGAUUUGGAACUGAACCAACAGGAUGAAAAAAAAAUUGAAGAAUUAAAUUAUAAAGAUAUCAAAAUUGAAUUUUAAGAUAAAUAAUAGAAUCAAAUUUGCAAUUUUGGUUGGAAAUUUUGCUACAUCCAUCGUUUUCUCGCUUUGCUACUUGAGCUGAGCCACUAUCUUCGCGCCCCAUUCAUCGGAAACUCCAUUCUUCUCUUUGUCUCUCUAUUUUCCGUUCCGUUUACCGAUGCCCCUUCUCGAUCGCGGUGAUGUUUGGAAGAGCAAGGCGCGAUCCUUGCAGCUACAGUUCCGGGACCGUUUCCGGGUCGCCGUCGACCACCAUUGGCGCCGCCGACACCACCACACCUUUAUCCCCUCUGCCGAUGGCUACUUCUCCUCCACCAUUCAACGCUGCCUCAGCCGAUUUCGUGAUUUCCGAAGGGAUUCAUUGCCUUCUUCCACCUCUUUCUAUCGUAAACGAGUGAUUAAGGAUUUCAGUUCUGAGGAAGAUUCAGCUCUUGUUCGUACGAUGCAAGCUGUUGCGGUUCCUGUUCUUGGAAAUGUCUGUCACGUGUUUAUGAACGGAUUAAACCAGGUGCAGGUGUAUGGUUUAGAAAAACUGCACUCCGCGUUGCUGCAUAGACCUAAGGGCAAACCUCUUCUUACGGUCAGCAAUCAUGUUGCUUCCAUGGAUGAUCCGCUUGUUAUCGCUUCGCUGCUUCCUCCGAGUGUUCUCUUGGAUGCUAGGAAUCUCAGAUGGACUCUUUGUGCCACUGAUAGGUGUUUUAAAAACCCCGUGACUUCUGCAUUCUUUCGAUCAGUCAAGGUCUUGCCAGUUUCUCGGGGUGACGGGAUUUAUCAGGAGGGAAUGGACUUGGCCCUUUCAAAAUUGAACCAUGGUGGUUGGGUCCACAUAUUCCCAGAAGGUAGUCGCUCCCGGGAUGGUGGAAAAACAAUGGGCUCUUCCAAGAGAGGUGUUGGGAGGUUAGUCCUGGAUGGAGAUAGCAUGCCCCUUGUUGUCCCAUUUGUACAUACAGGGAUGCAGGAGAUUAUGCCUGUAGGUGCUAACUUUCCCAGAAUAGGCAAGAUGGUUACAGUGCUCAUUGGUGAUCCGAUAAAUUUUGACGAUAUACUUGAAUUUGACAUGGAGAAGGGCUCGAAUGUGCCCAGAAGACGACUAUUUGAUGCAGUAGCAUCUAGAAUUGGUGAUAGGUUGCAUGAGAUGAAGGUCCAGGUUGACACUAUCGCCAUUGAACAAGAAAUGCAGCUACAAGAUAACUCCUCACACAGCACUGACCGAACAUCUGAAAUAUUGCAGCAGGUUGAUUGGGAAUUAUUUGGAAUGGAUAGCUUCAUGUCUGUAGAAGAUGAUUCCAAGCAGAGACAAGAAACAGUUCUCCUCCGAAAUGUUAGUGUUUCUCAGCAUCAUCAAAAAUCUCAUAGUGAUCAGAGUUGGAGAGCUGGGUUCUCAUACAGGAUGCGUGAUUAUAUUGAUCAGAUGGAGCUUGUGUCUUUUGCUGCGAGAGGUAUAUUUAUGAAUAAUGAAACGAAGAACUCUGCUGGCCGUAGCAGAGAGAUGGGCCCCUUAAAGGCAUGGAAGCAGUUUUUGGAAGCUAAUCUAUUAAGGCAGUGGAAUUACGUCCAUUACUGAAAAAUAUAGUUCCUAUAGAGGUUGUAAAUUCAAAUCUUCGGUUUUCGAUUAAAAUAAUUCAGUUUUUUGUUAGAAAAACAGUUAAACGCAGUAGAAUUCCCGAGAAUUUGUAACUCUAAUAGCUAACUUUUUCGAUUAGUUUGAUUAAGUUGCAGGGUGGAAUUAUAUUGUGGCACGCGGUCCUGAAGAUAGAACUGUAAAAGUCCAUUCGUUGUCUUUUCUAUUUGAAAAAACUAUGGAAGGCACCUAGGAGGAGGACAGAAAUAAAAUUCAUGUAAUAUAUACAUAGUUAUUUACCAAUGUAUACUCUUAUUUUUUAGAGAAUAUAUUUAGUAAGUUGUAUUUUUCA
Glycine soja is the source of this 2687-nucleotide messenger RNA. RefSeq lists its product as uncharacterized. Bases 935 to 2338 code for a protein of 467 amino acids. NCBI's taxonomy places the organism in Eukaryota, Viridiplantae, Streptophyta, Magnoliopsida, Fabales, Fabaceae. Gene Ontology annotation, biological process: phospholipid metabolic process. The record is from RefSeq and is a predicted model, not a curated record. The transcript is spliced from 7 exons.